Hydractinia symbiolongicarpus is the source of this 2541-nucleotide messenger RNA. RefSeq lists its product as uncharacterized. Bases 1 to 2541 code for a protein of 846 amino acids. The record is from RefSeq and is a predicted model, not a curated record. NCBI's taxonomy places the organism in Eukaryota, Metazoa, Cnidaria, Hydrozoa, Anthoathecata, Hydractiniidae. The transcript has 5 exons.
AUGUGGAUGACAUCUUUGCUUUAUUUAACGAUGAAAGUGAAGCAAAAACAAGUUAAUGGUAAACUUCCUUUUCUUGACAUUUUAAUUGAGAACACCAGUGACAAAUUUUAUACUUCUGUGUUCCAUAAGUCAACCUAUAGUGGCCUUUUAACUAAUUAUUUUAGUUUCACUCCCAAAAUAUAUAAAAUAGGCCUCAUUAAAACACUAAUUGACAGGACUUUCAAAAUUAACAACAGUUGGAAACACUUUGACAUUAAUAUUAAGGCUCUGACUGAAAUUUUGAAAAAAAACUUUUUUCCUACAAAACUGGUAAACCGCCAUAUUUCAAAUUACCUUGAUAAGAAUUUUUCUACAGCUGUCACUACAGAGACAACUAAUGUAUUAGAAAAGAGUUGUAAUGCUAGCUAUGUGGGUGAAACCACCAGGCACAUUUCUAGUAGAGUUAAAGAACAUUUGAAAACUGAUAAAAACUCACAAAUAUUUAAGCAUAUGCAGUCAAAUCUUAACUGCAAAUUACUAUGUAACGAAAAUUGUUUUUCUAUUUUGGAUCAUGCAGACACUGAUUGGCAGAGGAAACUCAAAGAGGUUGUCUCUGUAGUGACAAGUGUUGAAAAAAGUAUUAGAAAAUGCAUUUUUACCCAAGAGAAGAAACUUAGAGGUCUAACUAAAAACGUCGCACCACCGUUUACAGCAGACGAAAUUGUCACCAAUUUAUCUUCGUACAAUUUGCUUGAUGAUGAGAGUGAAAUUUUAAAAAAUGGUCUGUCUUUUGCCAUUCCACCACUAACACUUAGGAAAACAGAUGUGUUUGUUUCGUUUGAAAUGAUUUAUCGAUUUAUGUCCUCAAAUUUGAAAGAUAAAAAUGAUGAUAAUCUUUUAAAGUCCAGCCUAUCACAUAUUGCGAACAGUUAUUACCACGAUUACCGACCCAGUCGGGAAGUUAUCAAAAAACAUGGUAUCCUGAAAAAGUUGAAGAAAAACAAUAUUGUUAUUUUAAAGCCGGACAAGGGAAAUGGGGUAGUAAUCUUAGACAGAAAGGAUUAUGAAAAAGGCAUCUUGGAUAUCAUUUUAGAUACUACUAAAUUUAAAAAACUCGACGAAGAUCCAACAUUGAAGAGAGAAGGACAGUUACAACGUUUUCUUAGGAAUUUAAAGAAAAAAGGUUUUUUUAGUGACAAAGUGUACAACGAUAUAUAUCCCAGUGGUUCUCAACCGGCCAGAAUAUACGGCCUUCCUAAAAUGCAUAAAUCUUUUGAAAAUUUACCUAAAUUUAGGCCCAUUAUAUCUUCUAUAGGCACAUGCAACUAUCAACUUGCCAAGUUUUUAGGUGGUUUAUUAUCUGAUGUAAUUCCCAAGGAUUACUGUACUGCAGAUACUUUCACUUUCGUUGAGGAAUUAAAAAAGGUGAGUAAAUACGACAAGUUUAUGGUUUCUUUUGAUGUUUGUAGUCUUUUCACGAACAUACCAUUGAAUGAAACAUUAGAUCUUGCAGUUCAACUUGUAAUUGCCGGAAAUCGUAAACUCAAAAUCACAAAAUCUGAACUAAAACAAUUAUUCGUUUUUGCAACGUCAUCCUCGAAUUUUUUGUUCAAUAAUGAAAUGUAUGAACAGGUCGAUGGUGUUGCCAUGGGCUCGCCGCUGGCACCUAUUUUAGCGAAUCUUUUCAUGGGCGUUAAAGAAAAGGAAUGGAUAAAAAAUUACUCGGGUUGUGGCCCAACAUACUACCGUAGAUAUGUGGAUGACAUCUUUGCUUUAUUUAACGAUGAAAGUGAAGCGUUGGCCUUUUUUGAAUACUUGAAUCAGAGACACCCUAAUAUAAAAUUUACCUUAGAAAAACAAGUUAAUGGUAAACUUCCUUUUCUUGACAUUUUAAUUGAGAACACCAGUGACAAAUUUUAUACUUCUGUGUUCCAUAAGUCAACCUAUAGUGGCCUUUUAACUAAUUAUUUUAGUUUCACUCCCAAAAUAUAUAAAAUAGGUCUCAUUAAAACACUAAUUGACAGGACUUUCAAAAUUAACAACAGUUGGAAACACUUUGACAUUAAUAUUAAGGCUCUGACUGAAAUUUUGAGAAAAAACUUUUUUCCUACAAAACUGGUAAACCGCCAUAUUUCAAAUUACCUUGAUAAGAAUUUUUCUACAGCUGUCACUACAGAGACAACUAAUGUAUUAGAAAAGAGGUAUUUUAAAUUGCCUUUUAUUGGCAAGUACUCUAUUACUGCCAAAGAAAAAGUCAAUCAACUUGUCAAUAAGAUGUGUAAAGAAAUCAAUGUUUGUAAUGCUAGCUAUGUGGGUGAAACCACCAGGCACAUUUCUAGUAGAGUUAAAGAACAUUUGAAAACUGAUAAAAACUCACAAAUAUUUAAGCAUAUGCAGUCAAAUCUUAACUGCAAAUUACUAUGUAACGAAAAUUGUUUUUCUAUUUUGGAUCAUGCAGACACUGAUUGGGAGAGGAAACUCAAAGAGGGUAUGCAUAUUUCUUGGUUGAAACCAGACCUCAAUAAACAAGUUAAGCAUUGCAUCAUCAAUUUAUCCGUUUAA